AUGCUUUCUUCGAAUGAACUGAAUUGGGAAUUUGUUGAUUUGCGGCUAUGUUUCCACAUCAACCUCAAGACCGGUCAUGAAACUGUCGAAGAUAAUUCCAAUAUUGGUCUUCAAAUCUCUGUGAAUUUCCUCAAGGAUAUAAUUCUGUUCAGAAAGUACAUAAACGGAGCAUGGUGUGAUGAUGAUGCUAAGGCCUUCAAUACCUCAGUAUUUACCAAAGAUUUCCGAAUCUAUAUCGUGAUGGCUGAUGAAAAAUUUCGCAUUUGUAUCAAUAAUAGCCUUGAGGUCUCCUAUAAAUAUCGGAUACGUUUAAAUUUGUUAACUCAUCUGGAGAUAGAUGGUGGUCUGAAGGUGGUACGUCAAGUAGAUCAUCGAAAAUAUUUUCCAUUUGUAUGGCCACCGAUGCAGGCAAUGGAAGAACGUCUUCAUUUUAGUGGUGAUGUACCGUUGCCAUUUAAAGCGGGUCAUGUCAUGAUGAUUGGAGCUGAGUUAAGUGGAAAUGAGAAAGGUUCUUUUAUUGUCCAUUUACGUAAUGUCAAUGAUGUCGAACUACAGGAGCUGCACGUGAGAGCUACAUUUAAGACUAAAACUUUUAUUUGGAAUUCGAAAACGAUACCGGAUGGCGAACAUUAUAGGUAG
Musca vetustissima is the source of this 639-nucleotide messenger RNA. RefSeq names its product 32 kDa beta-galactoside-binding lectin-like. Gene Ontology annotation, molecular function: carbohydrate binding. The record is from RefSeq and is a predicted model, not a curated record. Lineage: Eukaryota; Metazoa; Arthropoda; Insecta; Diptera; Muscidae. The transcript is spliced from 2 exons. The coding region runs from base 1 to 639 and encodes 212 amino acids.